Molecule: messenger RNA, 652 nt
Organism: Gossypium raimondii (Peruvian cotton)
Lineage: Eukaryota; Viridiplantae; Streptophyta; Magnoliopsida; Malvales; Malvaceae
Product: histone H2B
Exons: 1
Coding region: 65-490 (141 amino acids)
Biological process (GO): nucleosome assembly
Cellular component (GO): nucleosome
Molecular function (GO): structural constituent of chromatin; protein heterodimerization activity; DNA binding
Source: RefSeq, a predicted model, not a curated record
UUUCACUUCUCUCAUUCACCACUGCCUGCACUUUCUCAUCUUUAGAAUUCACAACUAGUUUCCAAUGGCACCCAAAGCCGAGAAGAAACCAGCCGAGAAAAAGCCAGCUGAGGAGAAAAAGGCCGACAAGGCCCCAGCUGAGAAAAAACCAAGAGCCGAGAAGAAGCUCCCUAAAGAAGCCGGGGACAAGAAGAAGAAGCGAAGCAAGAAGAGCAUCGAAACCUACAAGAUCUACAUCUUCAAGGUGCUGAAGCAAGUCCACCCUGAUAUCGGCAUUUCCAGCAAAGCCAUGGGUAUUAUGAACAGCUUCAUCAACGACAUCUUCGAGAAGCUGGCUCAAGAAUCUUCGAGGCUUGCACGCUAUAACAAGAAGCCCACCAUCACCUCCCGUGAGAUCCAGACUGCCGUAAGAUUGGUCCUGCCUGGGGAGUUGGCCAAGCACGCUGUUUCCGAAGGGACUAAGGCUGUUACUAAGUUCACCAGUUCUUAGUUUCCAUCCAUCAGUCUAAAAUGUCAAAGAAUUGUAUUUUUGUAUAAUUUAUUUUAUUUGAGUUUAAUAUAUAUUUCUCAUGCCUUUGUGAUGAUUAGAAAAGGUUGGUCUCAAAGAAAUGAAAGGUGGAUUUUAUUAUUAAUAUUAAAAAUCAUUUGGGCC